CUUAUAAAAGAUCUCCAGCCAAAGAGCUCACAAGCUCGCCAAGAGAGAGAAACAGAGUUUUAGAGAGAGAGAGAGAGAGAGAGAGUCCGACUAUCGGCGCACAGUUCGUCAUCGGAAAUUCGGAAAAAGGAGACGAAGGUGAUGUGAAUUUCCGAAAGGUGAAAUUCCGACUGUGGAGCUGAAUCUUCACGUGAACUGCUGCAAUAAUUCACAGUUUUCAAAUCGCCGAGACUGCAGGUCCGAAUUUUCUCCGGUUUAUAGAUUUGAAUUCUAUUCGGAUCUUAUCGGCGAAGCGAAGCAAUUGGUAUCGAAAAGCAUUGGGAGAAUUCGAAUCAAAGCUUGGGUUUUGUGUUUCCUCUCGUCUUCUGAAAGCGAAAGCGAAUGUGCCUUCGAACAUCCAAGGCUCCCCGCGAAUCUGUGAAGCUGAAGCAGUCGAAAGAAUUUGAAAACGGAAGCAGAAAGCACUGAAGUUCCUUUAAAAUUACGAAAUUUUCCGGGAAAAUAAUAUCUAAGCCGGCGGCCUGUGCGGAUAUGGAGCUUCCUCAGCCCCGGCCGUUCGGAACGGAAGGAAGAAAAUCGACGCAUGAUUUUCUGUCACUCUACAGUCAUUCAGCUGCCCAGCAAGAUCCAAGAUCACCCGCACAAGGAGGCUACCUUGAAACACACGAUUUCCUACAACCACUUGAACGAAUGGGAAAGCCAUGCAUUGCUAAGGAAGAGACCUCAGCUGAGAUAUCAACCACUGAAAAACCACCGUCUCAUGCGGCGGCGCAGCCGACUACUUCUGUGGAGCACAUUCUUCCCGGUGGGAUUGGGACUUACAGUAUAAGCCACAUUUCGUAUAUUAAUCAAAGGGUUCCGAAACCAGAGGGAUCGCCGGUGUUUACAGUUGCACAAGCAAGUAGUAGCGAGAAAAACGUUGACGAAAACUCGAACUGUAGCUCUUACGCCGGAAGUGGAUUCACUUUGUGGGAAGAAUCUGCAAAGAAUAAGGGAAAGACAGGGAAGGAGAAUGUUGUGGGAGAAAGACCCGCGGGUACCGUGAGAGGGCAAUGGACCUCUUUGGAGCGGCCUGCGCAGUCAUCUUCCAACAAUCAUCGCGGCUGCUUCAGUUCUCAGUCAUCUGGGCAGAAGAACAUGAGCUUCAGGGAGAUGAUGAAGUCUGCCGCCAAGGAUAGUACCCAGGAAGACGAACUAGACGAUCAAGAAGAGUUUGUUCUAAAAAAAGAGACCUCUACCGCUACCACGAACGCCGCCACCCCCUAUAAGGGCGAUUUGAGGGUAAAAGCUGAUGUUAAGAGCUCUGAUCAGAAGGCUAACACGCCACGAUCCAAACAUUCUGCCACAGAGCAGCGAAGGAGGAGCAAAAUAAAUGACAGAUUCCAAAUGUUGAGAGAGCUCAUUCCUCACAGUGAUCAAAAGAGAGAUAAGGCGUCGUUUUUACUAGAGGUUGUCGAAUACAUUCAGUUUUUACAGGAACGAGUAAGCAAGUACGAGGGUUCAUGUCAAGGAUGGAAUCCUGAUCCAGCAAAAUUGAUGCCUUGGAGAAACAAUCACAAGCUUAGGGAAAGUUACUGUGAUCAAUCUCGAGGCAUCAAUGGUGGGUCUGCUCCUGCAUUAGCGUUUGCUGCAACGUUUGAUGAGAAACCUACUUCCGUCUCACCGGCAAUCCCCGGAAGCUUUGCUCAGAACCCUGUAGAAUCCGACACAAGUACUGAAACUACCUUCAAAGCAGUGGAUCACCACCCUGGAAUAACAAGCAAGCCGAUGCCCUUUCCCUUGUCAAUGCAGCCAAACUUCUUCACUCCUGUCAGGACUAGUGGUGCUGCCGCCGCAGUACCUCAAAUUUCACCUAGAUUGCCGUCUGAUGCAGAGAACACAUCUCGACAUCAACCUGUGUUAUGUCAGACAAUAUCACGUACCACUGAUGGUGCUGCUACUCGGGAGAAGCUGAAAGAACAGGAGCUGACAAUUGAAGGCGGUCGAAUUAACAUCUCAAGUGCCUACUCCCAAGGGUUAUUGAAUACGCUGACACAAGCCCUGCAGAGUUCCGGCGUGGAUUUGUCACUGGCCAGCAUCUCCGUGCAAAUCGAGCUAGGGAAGCGAGCAAAUAGACGAUCACCUAUACCAAAAUCUGCUAUUAAGGAAAAUGAGAUUCCCAUAAGCACUUUAGGGAAAAAGCACUCUGUAAUUGCAAGCAGCGAAGAACCUGAACGCGCCCAAAAGAAACUCAAGACAUGCAGAAACUAAUUAAUUAUUAUUUUUUAAAUAUAAUUAAUUCAUUUUUAAGAACCCCUUUGAUGAAGUAUGGGGUUUAUAAUUAUUCAUGUCUUCUGUUUGUGGCAGAAGACUUCACACUAAAUCGAGCGCAACGAUAUUCUAGGAUUCAUACGGUCAAUCCUACUUAGUGAGAUAAGGUUUUAUCGUUAUUGUUUAUGUCUUCUACUGGUGUAUUUUAACCUACCCAAUCGAGAUAGAGAUUAGUUGUGUACAAUGUACAUGUAGUUUCUCAUUUCUUAUAGUUUAUUUAGUUAGUUGGGAUCCAAAUUCCACAGAUUUCCUAACCGAAAUAUUAUUUAUUGUUUUUGGUGUCCAGAGACGAGAUUUGAGUGUAAACAGAAUCUCUUUAUUGUCAAGGCUUCCAUUAUAAUGCUGAGAAGCUGCUUUUGCUAUUUUCA
Pyrus x bretschneideri (Chinese white pear) is the source of this 2678-nucleotide messenger RNA. Its product is annotated as transcription factor BIM1. The transcript is spliced from 13 exons. Gene Ontology annotation, biological process: DNA-templated transcription. NCBI's taxonomy places the organism in Eukaryota, Viridiplantae, Streptophyta, Magnoliopsida, Rosales, Rosaceae. The coding region runs from base 532 to 2250 and encodes 572 amino acids. The record is from RefSeq and is a predicted model, not a curated record. Gene Ontology annotation, molecular function: protein dimerization activity; DNA-binding transcription factor activity.